AUGAUUCCAAUACCUUCUUUAUCCAAGGUGUUCUCUCUUGUUUUGCAGGAGGAAAAACAACGCACAAUUGAUGGCAAUACAUCUUACGCAUCAGUUGUCACUCCUUCAAUGAGUGAGCAAUUAUACUCUGCGAAUGCCACUCAGUCUUAUAACAGGAGCAGGAUAUGCUCUCAUUGUGGUAAAACCAACCAUACGGUGGAUAAAUGUUUUGUUCUACAUGGAUUUCCACCGAGUUUUGGCAAGGGAAAAGGAAAGUUUAAUGCUAAGGAUGGCAAUUUCUCCAAAUCUGUCAACUAUGUGGAGAACAACUUCGAUGAAUGUGAUAAAAGUACUGUCUCCACCGGUGUUGCAGUGCCAUCUCCUGAGCAAUGCCAGCAACUCAUUCAUCUCUUGCAAACUCAACUUGCUACUGUCGCUGCCACUCCCUCUCCAUUAUCUUCAGCUUCACCAAAUAAUCCUCCAUCCACAAACUGUGCCUCAUUCACAGAUACUGGUGCAACUCACCAUGGAGCUUCUCAGGCAACUGUGAUUGGGAGGGGUAGCCGAAUAGGAAACCUAUACACUCUAGAGACUUCUGAUCAUGAAAAGCAUCAAGGUUCUUCUGUUUCUUCAUCUGUUGUUCCUUCAUCUGUUCCUUCAAUAUCUUCAGCUUCUACUUCUCCUGUAAUGCCUUGUGCAAAUGUUGUCACUGGAAUUGAUAAACACGUAUCUUUUGAAAGAUCAGAUAGCAUAGCUGCUGAUUGCUUUGAUCUUGUGCACUGUGAUACUUGGGGACCUUUCAACACUUCCACCAAUCAAGGUUUCAAGUAUUUCCUUACCUUAGUUGAUGAUUGCUCUAGAUUUGUUUGGACUUUUUUGAUGCAGAACAAAUCUGAUGCUAAGGCAAUAUUACCUCAAUUCUUCAAUACAGUUCUUACUCAAUUUGGGAAGAAAAUUAAAGCCAUUCGGAUCCCUUCUUCUGUUUUACCAAACAAUUCAACUCCCUUUGAGAUCCUAUUCCAGAAAACACCAUCUUACUCGCACUUAAGGGUGAUAGGGUGUUUGUGCUAUGCCUCAACUCUUCAGAGAGGCAGAGAUGAGUUCUCCCCUAGAGCAACAAAGUGCAUAUUGCUCGGUUAUCCUUCUGACUUCAAGGGAUAUAAGCUUUUGAACUUGAUGAAUAUGGAAGAGUUCAUUACAAGAGAUGUAGUUUUUCAUGAGGAUGUUUUUCCUCUAUCUCACUUGGCUCCAUCUCAUUUUCCCGAAUUCUCAGAAGCUUCAGAAGCAGCUCCAGAAAUAAUUCCACAAAUUCCCCAUCUAUCUGAUAAUAUUCCAUCAGCUAAUAAUAACCCAUCAUCAUCCUUUCCUGUUCCAGAGAAUAACACUUCUAGUUCUACAACUUCUAGAACUGGAAGAUCAAUAAAACCUCCAUCACACUUGACUGAUUUCAUCUGUAAUUCUGUCAGCUCCACUUCUCCAUAUCUAAUUUCUGCUUACUUCACUCUAUCUAAGCUUUCUCCUGAGUAUCUCAAAUACAUUAUCAUCAUGUCUUCCAUCUAUGAGCCCACAAUACCCUGA
This is a messenger RNA of Salvia splendens (bonfire salvia), 1557 nucleotides long. RefSeq lists its product as uncharacterized. NCBI's taxonomy places the organism in Eukaryota, Viridiplantae, Streptophyta, Magnoliopsida, Lamiales, Lamiaceae. The record is from RefSeq and is a predicted model, not a curated record. The coding region runs from base 1 to 1557 and encodes 518 amino acids. Gene Ontology annotation, molecular function: nucleic acid binding. The transcript is spliced from 5 exons.